Dothidotthia symphoricarpi CBS 119687 is the source of this 303-nucleotide messenger RNA. RefSeq lists its product as uncharacterized. The transcript has 2 exons. Gene Ontology annotation, molecular function: zinc ion binding. The coding region runs from base 1 to 303 and encodes 100 amino acids. The record is from RefSeq and is a predicted model, not a curated record. Lineage: Eukaryota; Fungi; Ascomycota; Dothideomycetes; Pleosporales; Dothidotthiaceae.
AUGCCGCCACAGCAGCAGGGCGGGACUGUCUACCAAAACGCGACGCCGAUUGCGAGCCUAGGCCGCGGGCCGGCGCCGGCAGAUUGCCCUGCGUGUGGGCAGAGGGCUAUGACAAACGUACAAUUUUCAACCGGCGGGUUUACACAUGCCGUGGCAGCAGGUCUUUGUUGUUUCCUCUGCUUGGGCUGCAUUCCGUACAUGAUGAACUCGCUCAAGGAUGUCGAGCACAAGUGUGGACGAUGUGGAGUGCUCCUCGCGACUUGGCACCGCAGCGGUACCACAGAGGUUCAUAUCCACUCCUAG